UCACGUGUUCCCCACCCCGUGCACUUCCCGUUUGCUGCGAGAUUUGAACUCUGCAACUGUGAUUCCGGGCUGCUGCUUUCCCCCUCUCGGGUUGCGUCGCCACUUUAUUCCUCCAACGCUCCAUUCGGAGAUCCGAGCCAUGGCCCCUCUCGGAAGAAAGCGUAAGGCCGGGGCCGCGCCUAUGGAGUCGGCGGACAAGCGCGAGAAACUGGCGGAGGGCGCGGCCGUGGUCAUUGAGCAUUGUACGAGCUGACGUGUCUACGGCCGCCAUGCUGCUGCCCUGAGCCAGGCUCUGCAACUGGAGGCCCCAGAGCUACCUGUGCAAGUGAACCCGUCCAAGCCGCGGAGGGGUAGCUUCGAAGUGACGCUGCUGCGCCCGGACAACAGUCGUGUUGAACUCUGGACUGGUAUUAAGAAGGGCCCUCCACGAAAGCUCAAAUUUCCUGAGCCUCAAGAGGUGGUUGAAGAAUUGAAGAAGUACCUUUCAUAAGAGGUUGGGAAAGAGUCCUCUUGCUGAGCUUUCAGUCCCUGGAGAUGUUGAAGCAUUUAUGAUGGUGCAUGGCCAAACUUAAGCUAUGUACCUGAAGCUAUAGUUUCUUCCUCACCAGAAGUGAUGGUUCAGUUCUGAGGCAGACCUCCAGCAAGGCACUGUAAAAGUGUGUUGAUUUGUUUAAUAAAAGUUCAAGUAUUUGCAAAUAAGGA
Messenger RNA from Rattus rattus (black rat), 702 nucleotides. RefSeq names its product selenoprotein H (gene Selenoh). NCBI's taxonomy places the organism in Eukaryota, Metazoa, Chordata, Mammalia, Rodentia, Muridae. The transcript is spliced from 4 exons. Gene Ontology annotation, cellular component: Golgi apparatus. The record is from RefSeq and is a predicted model, not a curated record.